CGACGACGACGGUGGUGACGAGCAGAGCCAGGGGGAGGAGGAGGCUGCACAGGCGCCGCCGCCGCCAUUUUGUGAGGCGGGUCGUGUGGCCCGGCAGCUGCGUUAGGGGUAAAUCCCGUCCUCAUCCGCUUCUUGCGGUAGGGAAGCGUUGGCCAGUGAUAAUUUAGAUCCCACUUCUUAUGACGUACUGGAAUGGCAGCCACCCACUGAAGAGCCUGGCAUUAGGAGAUUCCUGAAACGCUUGCACUUCGCAGAUAGCAAUGGACUAUGAGAGGAGAGGUGGUCGUGGGGAUCGGACAGGUCGGUAUGGUGCAGUUGACCAGAGCCAGGAUGAAGGCUCAGAAGGUCGGAACCAGAGGGACCACGACUACAGAGAUAUGGAUUAUCGCUCCUACAUGCGAGAUUUCAACAGCCAGGAGGCUACCAAUGACUAUGAUGAUUCUUCUGAGGAACACAGUGUGGAGGAUUCCUACGAGGCCUCCUCUGGAUCAGAGACACAGCGUAGAAAACGAGACAGCCCCAGUGAGCAGCUAGGAUUUCCUGGUGAUGGCGACUACCGGGACCAGGACUACCGAACUGAGCAAGAAGAGGAAGAACAGAAAGCUAGCAGUAUCAUCAUGCUGAGGAUGUUGCCCCAAUCUGCCACUGAGAAUGAUAUCCGGGCCCAGCUGCAGGCACAUGGAUUCCAGCCCCGUGAGGUGCGGCUGAUGCGGAAUAAAGCCUCAGGUCAGAGCCGGGGCUUCGCCUUCGUCGAGUUUAAUCACUUGCAGGACGCUACACGAUGGAUGGAAGCCAAUCAGCAUUCCCUCACCAUCCUUGGCCAGAAGGUCUCCAUGCACUACAGUGACCCUAAACCCAAGAUCAAUGAGGACUGGCUCUGCAGUAAGUGUGGAGUGCAGAAUUUCAAGCGCAGAGAGAAGUGCUUCAAGUGUGGCAUUCCCAGAUCUGAAGCUGAGCAGAAGCUACCCCCUGGUAGUCGCUUGGACCAGCUAGUAGCUUUGUCAGGGCGUGAACUCAGCCAAGGCCUUCUGCCCCUCCCGCAGCCAUACCAGGUGUCGGCAGCCCUGUCAACUCAGCCAGUGGCCCAGAUGUCUGAACCUUGUGCAGAGAAUGCUAAUGACACCAUCAUCUUGCGGAAUCUGAAUCCUCAUAGUACGAUGGACUCCAUUUUAAGUGCCUUGGCACCAUAUGCUGUUCUCUCGUCAUCGAACGUCCGUGUUAUCAAAGACAAGCAGACACAACUCAACCGUGGUUUUGCUUUCAUUCAGCUCUCCACCAUUGUGGAGGCAGCUCAGUUGCUGCAGAUCCUCCAAGCCCUGCAUCCACCAUUGAACAUUGAUGGCAAGACAAUUAAUGUGGAGUUUGCCAAAGGUUCCAAGCGGGACAUGAGUUCAUCAGAUGGCAACCGAAUCAGUGCUGCUUCUGUAGCCAGCACUGCCAUUGCAGCUGCACAGUGGGCUAUCUCACAGGCAUCACAGGGUGGUGAGGCAGCUUGGGCUGCUCAGGACGAGCAGACUGUAGAUUAUGGUUACUACCAGCAGGAUGAGGCCUAUGGCGCUCAGGGAUUGGAGGCCACUAUGUAUUCGCAAGCCUAUUUGAAAGGCUCCCAAUCACAGACUGGUACAUCUGGGGCAGUGGCUGUUGGGAAGGCUGACAAAAUUCAUGGCGAGGGCUCGGCGGGAGCCGAGGCAUCUCUGGAGCCUGGUGUGCCGGGCAUAGACCCUGUACCUGUCCUUCCGGCUUUCUCCCGUACCAGCCAGACUGCUGCUGUAUCAGUCGCAUACCAGCCAACCGGCAGUACCGAAGGGUCGGGUUCUGCCCAGGGAAAUGCUGCUACUGCUCAGUCAUAUACCAUAGUCUCACCGGCUGUGCUGAAGCCUGAUGUGCCUAAUGCUGCUCAGUCCUCCGGUGCAACUCCAUGUAUAUCCUCCAGCACUUCCAACCUGCCUAUUACCAGCUCUGUAGGGCAAGAACCUUACACACAAUAUCCUGUCCCUGAUGUAUCCACAUAUCAGUAUGAUGAAAGCUCUGGCUACUACUACGAUCCCCUGACUGGUCUUUACUAUGACCCUAACUCCCAGUAUUACUACAAUGCCCACACGCAGCAGUAUCUGUACUGGGAAGGUGAGCGGCGGACUUACGUACCAGCUUCAGACCAGGCAUCUGACAGCCACAAGGAUGGCAGCAGUUCAGGGGGUGGCAGUGGCAAAGAGGGUAAAGAGAAGAAGGAGAAACAUAAAACAAAAACAGCCCAGCAGAUUGCAAAGGAUAUGGAGCGCUGGGCCCGUAGCCUCAACAAGCAGAAGGAGAACUUCAAAAACAGCUUCCAGCCAGUCUCCUCCAUACGAGAGGAUGAAAGGCGGGAGUCAGCUACCGCUGAUGCUGGCUAUGCCAUCCUUGAAAAAAAGGGGGCAUUGGCUGAGAGGCAGCAUGGUGGCAUGGACCUGUCGAAGUUUGCUGGUGAUGACAGGCUGAGCCCACCCCGAGGGUUAGUGGCGGCUUACAGUGGUGAGAGUGACAGUGAAGAGGAGCAGGAGAAGGCUGCUGAUCGGGAAGAGAAAUUGACCGAUUGGCACAAGCUGGCUUGCCUGCUCUGUCGUAGACAAUUUCCCAGCAAGGAGGCACUUAUUCGUCACCAACAGCUCUCAGGAUUGCACAAGCAAAAUUUAGAAAUUCAUCGGCGGGCACACUUGUCAGAGCAGGAGCUUGAGGCACUUGAAAAAAACGACAUAGAGCAUAUGAAAUAUCGCGAUCGUGCAGCCGAGCGGAGGGAGAAGUAUGGUGUCCCUGAGCCCCCAGAACCCAAGAAGAGGAAGUAUUCAGCUGUAACACCAGCCACUGUGGAUUUUGAACAACCGACACGAGACGGGCUUGGCAGUGACAAUAUUGGCAGCCGCAUGCUACAGGCCAUGGGCUGGAAAGAGGGCAGUGGGCUAGGGCGCAAGAAACAGGGUAUCGUCGCCCCCAUUGAGGCCCCAACACGGGUACGUGGAUCUGGUCUAGGUGCACGUGGCAGCUCUUAUGGGGCUGUGGCAUCAGAAUCCUACCGUGAGGCAUUGCACAAGACAAUGCUAACUCGUUUCAAUGAGUCAGACUGAGAGCGAGCUCUGUGAGGAGCACCCACCUGUACAGUAUUUUGCUGCUGACUGUUUCCCUCCACCCAACUUUCACACAAUGUUCCUUUGGUUGACUUUUUUUUAAAAUUAAAUGUUAAAAUGGACAAGAGGAUUGUACAUCAAGUGCACCCCUGGCCCUCAUGCAAUUGUCAAACA
Molecule: messenger RNA, 3272 nt
Organism: Elgaria multicarinata webbii
Lineage: Eukaryota; Metazoa; Chordata; Lepidosauria; Squamata; Anguidae
Gene: RBM10
Product: RNA binding motif protein 10
Exons: 24
Coding region: 261-3098 (945 amino acids)
Biological process (GO): mRNA splicing, via spliceosome
Cellular component (GO): nucleus
Molecular function (GO): RNA binding
Source: RefSeq, a predicted model, not a curated record